AUGAAGUGGCAGUAUUUGGUAGGUGGUUUAGGAUUGGUAAUUGCCGGUGCAGUACUGCAAUUAAAGUAUACCGGUAUACUAGACAUAUUGGGAGAUGAACGAUUAGCAACGCCAAUGCUGUUAUUAGCUACCGGUGCAUUAUGUUCCCUUCUGGGAUUUCUCGGAUGUUGCGGAGCAAUACGGGAAAACUAUUGCUUAACAGUUAGCUUUGCAGUUUUACUCUCUCUCAUACUAAUAGUGGAAACAGCUGCAGCUAUUGCUGCAUAUGCUUUGCAAGAACCACUUCAAGCUUCUUUAUCACACCAAUUAACGUUGGGUUUACAAAGGUACAAUCGUUCCGCAGGUGUUCGCAUUGCAUGGAAUCAGAUUCAGAGAGAAUUCGCUUGUUGUGGAGUACACAAUUAUACCGACUGGCAUGUUCCACCAGAUUCAUGCUGUAUUCAAGAUUCACUUGACUGUGCUAAAAAUGAGCAAAAUUUGCAACUAUCUGGUUGCAUGGAACGUUUAGAACAUUGGCUGAUUCUGAAUGCAGCUAUGGUUGGAGGAGUCAGUGCAACCGUUGGCUCAAUGCAAGUGAUUGGAGUAUGCUUUGCUUGUUGUUUAUCAAAAUCUAUUCUGAAGGACUUUCAUGAUUUUUAUUAUUGA
Molecule: messenger RNA, 645 nt
Organism: Thelazia callipaeda (thelaziosis nematode)
Lineage: Eukaryota; Metazoa; Nematoda; Chromadorea; Rhabditida; Thelaziidae
Source: the annotation of a GenBank genome assembly